AAGCAGCUUGCAGUCCUUUUCUCACUGUCUGUCCAGCAGUUAUAAAAAGCUAACCCAACACACACAUCACACAGUCACUUCCACACCACCAUUCUCUGUCAAAGUUGUUCGGGUACAUGUAUAUAUGUGAGUAAGACAUAAAGAGAGAGAGAGAGAGAGAGAGAAACACACACAAACACCACCAGCGCACAGAUUCUUCAGAGACAGUUAUGAAGCUCGUAUGGUCCCCAGAAACUGCUUUAGAAGCUUACAUAGACACUGUUAAAUCUUGUAAGAGCUUCAAAGAAUCCAGUAUAGCCGAGCUCCUCUCCAGCAUGGCAGCCGGUUGGAACGCAAAGCUAAUAGUCCAAGCCUGGUUCCACGGCGCUCCAAUCGUGACAAGCAUAGGGCUGGCCAUCGCAGCCCGCCACACGCGCGGGCGGUACGUAUGCGUAGUCCCUGACGAGCAGUCAAGACAAAAGUACAUGAACGCCAUGAAAGAACACGAUGAAGUGGCGCCGCCGCCGGAGGUGGUGGUGGGUGAGGCCGAGGUGGAGAUGGCUGGGCUGGUGGGUGUGGAUUUUCUGGUGGUGGAUUGCAAGCGUGGAGAUUUCGACAGGGUGCUGAGGUUUGCGAAACUGGGUCAGAGAGGCGCGGUUUUGGCAUGCAAGAAUUCGAAGACGAGAGAUGGAAACGCGGUUUCGGGGUUUCGAUGGCAUGGGUUGCUUGAGAGAGGGGCACGUGUGGUGAGGACAGUGUUUUUGCCUGUGGAGAAAGGGUUGGAUAUUGCUCAUGUAGGGAGUACUACUAUUGGUGGGAGUGGGAGGAAGGCUCAUCAUAGCCGUUGGAUCAGGCAUAUCGAUGCACGGUCCGGUGAGGAGCACAUGUUUCGGAGAUGAAUCCGACUGACCGAAAUUUCACAACUUUUUCCACAACUGCCGAAUAAAGAAAACAAUCAUAGCAUACUAGGACUAAGUUUUACCCCUACUUCACCACCUGUAAAAAAAUAUUGCGAAAAUUUUUGCAUCUCGGAACUUAGUAUUAUUGAAUUAAUUCUCAAAGUCUAGAGUUAAAUAAAUUACCAACAAGCUCAUUGCUUUGAAUUUUGCAGCAUUAGGACGAGGGUAAGGGAUUAAGAAGUAGAAGCUUCAAUCAAUGUAUGUAUUUGUUUAUGUAUGUGUAUAUAGUAGCAUGUGUGUAUAAAUUUUGAAUUUGUCCUUGGUGUUUAUUGGACUUUGGUUUUGAUCA
Messenger RNA from Quercus robur (English oak), 1227 nucleotides. RefSeq lists its product as uncharacterized. Lineage: Eukaryota; Viridiplantae; Streptophyta; Magnoliopsida; Fagales; Fagaceae. Bases 210 to 878 code for a protein of 222 amino acids. The record is from RefSeq and is a predicted model, not a curated record. The transcript is spliced from 2 exons.